Porites lobata is the source of this 429-nucleotide messenger RNA. NCBI's taxonomy places the organism in Eukaryota, Metazoa, Cnidaria, Anthozoa, Scleractinia, Poritidae. The record is from the annotation of a GenBank genome assembly.
AACAGUGGUCAACAUGGCGCCUCUCUUUCUCCAUCUAAUCGCAAAAACACAAAUUUGCUGUCAGUAUUUUAUACUAAUGCAAGACGUAUUGCCAGCAAGAGGAGUUUUCUAAACCUGGAACUAGCUUCCAAUACGUACGACAUAGUUCUUCUCACUGAAACUCAUUUGGAUAACACUGCAACAGAUAGGGAAAUUUUUCCUAAAGGUUGUACUGUAUUUAGAUGUAAUCGCGAACUUCAUGGGCGACAUGGCGGAGGAAUAUUGAUAGCGAUAGGUGACUCCUGUAAAGCCUACCUGAGAGGCGGCCUUUGUUCUAACACGUCGAAGCUGGAAUUUGUCGAGAUUGUGUUCCCAAAUAGAAAGAAAUUAACGCUACAAUCUUGGACAAAACUCUUGAGAAAACUGCACAUUUCCAGAGCAUUUUUCUAA